UUUUGCCCCAAUUCUUUUUCCAAAUCCCUAGUUUUUUAACUACUUGACUGCCUCUCUCUCUCUAACAAUCUGAAAGAUUCCAAACCCCAUCAUUUACCAAAUUGACUUACCAACCAACCCCAAAUCUCUUCUCUGUCACUUGCCGGACUCAAAACCCAUUUGCUGCGUUAGCUUAUCGGUGUCCUCCUCAGUCUCUCUGUCGGGGGCUUAAGCAGCAAGCUAAGCAAAGCCAAGCAACCGAAGAAGACGUCGAGAAAGAGAGAAGAGAAAAAAGAAAAAAGAAAACGAAGAAGAAGAAGAAAAUAAAUAAUGGGCAAGUGCUGAAACGAAUAUUUGAAAAAGAAAAAAAAAAGAAAAAGAAGAAGAAAGCUUUUGCCUUUGAUAUGUGAAUAUCCUAAUCCUACUAUACACGCUAAGCUCUUGUGGUGACGGAUCAUCAUCAUCAUCGCCAUCAUCAUGAUUACAAGAUUAGAAAAUGUCCAACAGCACCAACAACACCAACAGCCACUACCAGCCGCCCACAAAGUAAACGCUUCAUCCUGUGAUUUAUUAUUAUUAUCGUCUCUUCCAUGUCAACGUCAGUUGUCUUCACAUAGGCACAGCAGCUCCCCCCAACUCAACCUCUCUCUGUCUUUGUUUCUCCGGGUCAAUUGCUCAAUUGGGUUUUUGCUGCAAUCCCCAAAAACCCAAUCUUUCUGUACCAGGGUAGUUUGGCUAGCUAGCUAGCUCUCUCACGCAUUUAUUCAAACACCAGUAGGAUUUUGGUAGAUUGGUGCUGCUUUUACCAAUUGAUAUGGUUCCAAUAGAUUGUGAUGAUGCUGAUGGUGAUAUGUGUUACAGCAUGUUGUUGUGUAUGAUUGAGUGAGAGAGUUAGAGAAAGAGAAAGAGAGAGUCUUCAUGUCUUCUUCUCUUGUUCCGAUGAAACACGACAAGAAGAAGCAGAAGGUCCCAACAAUAAUACCAACCUUCCUUCCUCAUCUCUUUUUGGGUCAGUGGGUUUUCAUUCUUCUUCUUCUUCCUUGCUCUGCUUCUGCUGCUUGUAACCAGCUCGAUCAGGACGCUCUAUUGUCCUUGGCUCUCCAGGCACCAUUGAAUUUGAAUUGGUCUUCUUCCACUGACUGUUGCCUUUGGGAAGGAAUAACCUGCGGCCCAGAUGAUCAAGGACGUGUCGUCCGGCUAUGGCUGCCUAGGAGAGGCUUAACUGGUGUCAUCAAUCCAUCAAUCACAAACCUCACCCAUCUCACCCACCUCAAUCUUUCCCACAAUUCUUUCCUGGGUUCUCUUCCUGAAGAUUUGUUUUCAUCUCUCUCUAGUCUCCAAGUCAUUGACUUGAGCUUCAAUCGUCUCAUUGGCCGUCUACCACCUUCAAAUAAAAUCAGUCAGCUUCAGGUUCUGAACUUGUCUAGCAAUUUCUUCAAUGGAACAAUCCCAUCUUCGAUCCUUGUCCCAUCGGUGUCCAUUUUCAAUGUCAGCAACAACAGCUUUUCCGGGUCGAUACCCAUCGACAAUGGUAGCAACCACACAUCCCUUACCUUCUUGGACUUGUCCUACAAUAAACUCAAUGACACAAUUCCCCCUGGAAUCGGAUUAUGUUCCAAGCUCCAAGUUUUCCGUGCAGGCUUCAAUAGCCUCUCUGGUUCUCUCCCUGAUGAAAUUUUCAACCUUGCUGAUCUCCGACAGCUCUCUCUGCCUGUCAAUAGUCUUACAGGACCCAUCAACGAUGGUAUCAUGAACCUCACCAAUCUCCAGACCCUGGAGCUCUUUUCAAACCAGUUCUCUGGGCCAAUCCCAAGCCAAAUUGGUAACCUUUCCAGGUUGGAAAAUCUGCUGCUCCACGUCAACAACCUCACAGGCCCCUUACCUCUAUCUCUCGCCAACAGUACAAAGCUGUCUGCUUUGAAUUUGAGGGUCAACAACUUGACUGGAGACCUCUCUUCCUUCAACUUCUCCCCUCUCCAACGCCUCACCACUUUGGACCUUGGCAACAACAACUUCACUGGUGAGUUCCCCAAAAGCCUCUACUCUUGCAAGUCACUAACAGCUAUUAGAUUGACCGGGAAUCAGCUCACAGGACAGAUAUCACCUGAAAUAGUUGCAUUAGAAUCCUUGGCUUUCCUCUCCAUCUCUACCAACAACAUGACAAAUGCCACUGGGGCUCUUAGGAUUCUAAAGGGUUGCAAGAACCUGACCACUCUGAUAUUGUCCAAUAAUUUUCUGUUUGAGCCUGUGCCAGAUGAUAAAAGCCUAGGAGACCUAGAUGGAUUCCAAAGCCUUCGGGUUUUUGCCCUGGGGGGUUGCCAAUUCACAGGUCAAGUACCCACCUGGCUAGCCAAGCUUAAAAACCUUCAAGCCUUGGACCUGUCAUUUAAUCUUAUAACUGGGUCUCUUCCCGGUUGGUUGGCUAGUCUGCCCAACCUUUUCUACAUUGAUUUGUCCAAUAACCUCCUUCAAGGCGGAUUUCCUAAUGAUCUCUGUGGGAUGCCAGUUUUGACAUCGAAAGAGGCCAGUGAUAAGGUGGACAGAAGUUAUUUAGAGUUGCCAGUAUUUGUGAAGCCCAAUAAUGCUACUGAUCAGCAGUACAACCAACUGUCCAAUCUCCCCCCAGCCAUAUAUUUGAGUAACAACAGCCUUAAUGGCAGUAUCCCCAUUGAGAUUGGCCGAUUGAAGUUUAUUCAUGUGUUGGACCUUAGUCAUAACAAAUUCUCUGGCAGCAUCCCAGAUCAGAUUUCUAACCUCACUAACUUAGAGAAAUUGGAUCUUUCCUAUAACAAUCUAUCUGGUGAAAUCCCUGUUUCUCUCAAAGGUCUGCAUUUCUUGUCUUCCUUCAGUGUGGCAAACAAUGAUCUUCAGGGACUUGUACCAUCUGGAGGUCAGUUUGAUACUUUUACCAUCUCCAGCUUUGAAGGGAAUCCGGGCUUAUGUGGUCCUCCAACUGUGCAUCGCACAUGUCCUCAACCAUUAUCACCGGCUGCUUCUCGAAGGUCUAACAAAAAUCUUCUUAUUGGACUCACCUCUGGGAUCUGUUUUGGCAUUGUAUUUAUUGUUGUUAUGCUAGUAGUGUGGAUGUUGUCUAAGAGAAGGAUCAUUCCAGGAGGAGAUACUGACAAGAUGGAUUUUGACACAAUGUCUAGCCAUUCAGCCACUGCUGUUACUCCUGAGCUUGACAAGGAUACCAGCCUAGUCAUAGUGUUCCCAACCAAUACCAAUGAAAUCAAGGAUCUUACCAUAACUGAAAUCUUAAAGGCAACUGACAAUUUCAAUCAAGCAAACAUCAUUGGCUGUGGAGGUUUUGGUCUGGUUUACAGAGCAAUAUUCGCAAAUGGGACCAGGCUAGCUGUUAAGAAACUCUCAGGAGACUUGGGUCUGAUGGAAAGGGAAUUCAAAGCAGAAGUUGAGGCUUUGUCCACUGCCCAACAUGAGAAUCUGGUUUCCCUGCAAGGCUAUUGUGUGCAUGAUGGUGUUCGCCUGUUAAUAUAUUCCUAUAUGGAGAAUGGAAGUCUGGAUUACUGGUUGCAUGAGAAAGCUGAUGGUGCUUCCCAGUUAGAUUGGCCAACUCGACUGAAGAUAGCACAGGGAGCAGGCUGCGGGUUGGCUUACAUGCACCAAAUAUGCGAGCCACACAUUGUGCAUCGUGAUAUCAAGUCCAGCAACAUCCUCCUGGAUGAUAAAUUUCAAGCACAUGUUGCUGAUUUUGGGUUGUCCCGGUUGAUUCUUCCGUACCAGACUCAUGUUACAACUGAGCUUGUUGGUACCCUUGGUUACAUUCCUCCAGAGUAUGGACAAGCAUGGGUGGCCACAUUGAGAGGAGAUAUGUACAGUUUUGGGGUUGUCAUGCUUGAGCUGCUAACCGGAAAAAGGCCUUUCGAGGUAUGCAAGCCAAGGGCAUCGAGAGAGUUGGUUGGCUGGGUGCAGCAAAUGAGGAGAGAGGGCAAACCAGAGGAAGUUUUUGAUCCUCUCCUGAGAGGGAAGGGCUUUGACGAAGAGAUGCUGCAGGUGCUUGAUGUGGCUUGCAUGUGUGUCAACCAGAACCCUCUUAAGAGACCAACCAUCAAGGAAGUUGUCGAUUGGCUGAAAAAUGUAGGGACAUCCCACCAACACCAAAAUAAAGACUAGUGAGGAAAAACAAAUUUCUUUGACACUUCCUAAGAAAGUAUUUAUAUGUAUACUUGCACAUAAAUAUUUGGGUUUGUUAUUGCAGACUUUCACAAAAUCACUUGUGUAAAUGAUAUUUUGCUCUACGGAUCUAUGAGGCAGCUAUAGUCAAGCGGUUUGCUUGUUAAUUUUGAGCCUCCCAGUACAUAAGUAUAUAUAUAAUAUAUAUAUAUAUAAUAUAUAUAUAUAUAUAUCUAAGAUUACAGCUCUGAUGAUGUUGCAAAUCGAGGUGGUGUAAUGAGAAAGUGGU
This is a messenger RNA of Prunus mume (Japanese apricot), 4402 nucleotides long. It is a transcript of the gene PSY1R, whose product is annotated as Leucine-rich receptor-like protein kinase family protein. The record is from RefSeq and is a predicted model, not a curated record. Gene Ontology annotation, molecular function: ATP binding; receptor serine/threonine kinase binding; protein kinase activity. Lineage: Eukaryota; Viridiplantae; Streptophyta; Magnoliopsida; Rosales; Rosaceae. Gene Ontology annotation, biological process: protein phosphorylation.